Messenger RNA from Tigriopus californicus, 531 nucleotides. Its product is annotated as circumsporozoite protein-like. The transcript has 3 exons. The coding region runs from base 1 to 531 and encodes 176 amino acids. The record is from RefSeq and is a predicted model, not a curated record. NCBI's taxonomy places the organism in Eukaryota, Metazoa, Arthropoda, Copepoda, Harpacticoida, Harpacticidae.
AUGGCUUCUGAUAAGCGAGCCACUUUUUCCUUCAAGAAAAAGCAGAAGCUCCUUGUCGAUUUUGAGAAGGUGGCGGCGGCUGGGGAGCACCAACUGGUGGGGGCGGUUGGAGAGGACCUCCAGGAAGUGGCAGCUGGAGAGCACCAACUGGUGGCGGCGGCUGGGGAGCAUCAACUGGUGGCGGUGGUUGGAGAGGUCCUCCAGGAAGUGACAGCUGGAGAGCACCAACUGGUGGCGGCGGCUGGGGAGCACCAACUGGUGGCGGUGGUUGGAGAGGUCCUCCAGGAAGUGGCAGCUGGAGAGCACCAACUGGUGGCGGCGGCUGGGGAGCACCAACUGGUGGCGGCGGCGGCUGGGGAGCACCAACUGGUGGCGGCGGUUGGAGAGGACCUCAAGGAAGUGGCAGCUGGAGAGCACCAACUGGUGGCCACGCCUGGAGAGGCCGUGGGACCGGGUGGCUGCGCUGGCGGUUGGACCGCACUGGCGGUGGGAACUGGUGGGACCGGUGGCUGCGCUGGCGGUUGGACCUGA